Molecule: messenger RNA, 2334 nt
Organism: Halichondria panicea
Lineage: Eukaryota; Metazoa; Porifera; Demospongiae; Suberitida; Halichondriidae
Exons: 10
Coding region: 108-2216 (702 amino acids)
Cellular component (GO): nucleus; ribonucleoprotein complex; cytoplasm
Molecular function (GO): ATP binding; RNA binding; RNA helicase activity
Source: RefSeq, a predicted model, not a curated record
UAGUAGUCACGUGCACUAAACACGUGCUAAGCUUUUAAGCUUUUGAUAACUUUCUGAGAUAGUAGAAAUCGUCUUACCUUUCGCCCUACUAUUACAAGAGCAAAAUCAUGUCCCAAAGAGGUUCUAGCAAUCGUGGUGACAGUCGUGGUGGCUACAGAGACAGCCGCAGCGAUCGAGACAGUGGCCGUUCUAGAGGCGGAUACAGUAAUGACAGACACGACCGGAACGGCUACUCGAAUGGCUACAGCAGUGGAGGCUACAACGACAAGAGAUCCAGCUACGACAAACUAGACCGAUUGAAUGACUACACAUCAAGUAAGAAGAGGUGGGAUCUCUCGCGCCUGCCCAAGUUUGAGAAGGAUUUCUACAAAGAGAGCUCAAUAGUGGCCAGUCGCAGUGAUGGUGAGAUCAGCAGCUUCCGUAAAAUGAAGGAAAUGCUUGUGAAGGGUCAGAAUGUACCAAAGCCUGUAUCCACCUUUGACGAAGCUGGUUUCCCGAAGCACGUACUGGAAGCAUUGUACAGUCAAGGGUUCAAAGAGCCCACCCCCAUCCAAGCUCAGGGCUGGCCAAUGGCACUCAGUGGUCGAGACUUUGUGGGCAUUGCACAAACAGGCUCUGGGAAGACACUAGGGUAUAUCCUACCGGGAGUGAUUCAUCUGUCCCACCAGCCAAAGCUCUCGAGGGGAGAUGGCCCAAUCGUCCUAGUGUUGGCCCCCACAAGAGAACUAGCUCAGCAAGUUCAAACAGUAGUGGACACGUUUGGACGAGCCUGUCGGGUCACCAGCACCUGUGUGUAUGGGGGCGCUCCCAAGGGGCCGCAGAUACGAGCUCUUCAAGAAGGUAUCGACAUCUGUAUCGCUACACCGGGUAGACUGAUUGACUUCCUCGAGACUGGCAAGAUCAAUCUUCGUCGGUGCACAUACCUGGUUCUAGAUGAAGCUGACAGGAUGUUGGACAUGGGCUUUGAACCACAGAUUCGUAAGAUAGUAGACCUCAUUCGUCCUGACAGACAAACACUCAUGUGGAGUGCCACCUGGCCCAAGGAAGUGCAAGGUCUUGCCGAGGAUUUCCUUGUGGAUUAUAUUCAAGUCAACAUUGGUAGCAUGGAGCUGUGUGCCAACCACAACAUCACUCAGAUCAUCGAGGUGUGUGAAGAUUGGGAGAAGGAGGGGAAGAUGGGCAAGCUACUCGAGGGCAUCAUGAGCACCACUGAGAACAAAACCAUCAUCUUUGUAGAGACUAAGCGACGAGUGGAUGAGAUCACGAGGAAACUGAGACGUGAUGGUUGGCCGGCUAUCUGUAUCCAUGGUGACAAGGAACAGCGAGAGAGAGACUGGGUGCUUGCUGAGUUCAGGUCAGGCAAGAGCCCCAUCCUGUUGGCCACUGAUGUUGCCUCAAGGGGAUUAGAUGUGUCUGACAUAAAGUUUGUCAUCAACUUUGACUUCCCCAACAACACCGAAGACUAUGUCCAUCGUAUUGGUCGUACGGCUCGUGCCAAGAAGACUGGUACUGCCUACACUUUCUUUACUAAGAACAAUGCUAAACAAGCCAAGGACCUCAUUGAGAUCAUUAAGGAGGCUGGCCAAGCCCCACCUCCUAAACUGUACGAUAUGAUGGGCCUGGCCAAACAACUCAUGCACUUCAAACAGCGUCAGCGUUAUAGUCGUGGUGGUCGUGGUAACGAUCGAAUCAGUGGUGGUAACUAUGGAAAAGGCAGCUUUGGAGGCAACAAAGGUUCUAGCUCGUAUGGAAGCUCGUCGUCUAGCAACCAAUACGGUGGAGCCUCUAAUCAGUCCAGCUCAUACAAUAGUAGCAGCUAUGGCUCCAAUGGCUACUCCAGCUACUCGCAACCAGCCUCGUCAGGGAGCUACAAUACUAGUGGAGGGUAUGCUCAACCCACCAGCUCUACUGGCUACUCUACCACAACACAGCAGCCAGCUACCAACUAUUCCAACCCCCCUACUGCUAACUACAACACUGGCAAUUCCACUGGUGGCAUUCUCCCUAUCCCGGGAGCUACGACAACCUCCACUUACACAGCCCCUGUUGCUAAUUACGGCUCUGCUCCAGCUUAUCCUGCUGUCCAAGGUCCUGCCUAUCAAAGCUAUCAGCCGCAAGGGACGUAUGCUGCCCCCUCGUCUGGAUACUACAUGCCGCCCCCUCCACCUCCCACGGGUCCUGUAGCUCAACCACCGCCCCCUCCACCUCCACAGUAGGCGGGGCCAAUGGAACACUGAACACUGACUAUCAAAGAUUGCGUAUUGACUUGUAGCACUUAUUUAUCACUGUUAUUCUAUUAUAAUCACGUUGAUAUUUUGCAGUAUUUAUCUUUAA